GCUUUUAUUUAUAGCACGCCUCUAGUUAUCCAAUGGUUGAUAAAGUUGUUCAAACUGGUAGGUUUCCGAGAAUAGUUAAGAGUUUUAAUUAAGAGCAAGGACAUUCUUAUUUUAGAGUUUGAAUAUAAAUGCUUUCUAUUCAAAGAAAAAAAAUCCCUCCAUGCCUUACGAUUUGAGAUUAUUUUUUCAUUUCCUUAUAUCUAGGUGCACUGGAUUGGGCCGUUCACGGUUGUUUAAUAAUAAUGGGUUUCUUAACCAUUACUUAGCUACUAAAAUCAUACUCCCCUUAAAAGCACGAGCUCGGAAAAAUCUUUCGAUAGACAAAAAUACCUUUAGAAUUUAAAUAUCAUUCCUUAAAUAAAAGUAAGUUAAUAAAUUAAUGAAUUCUUAUUGAAUAUACAUAGUAUAAAGAUAAGGAUACAAUUUAAAUCACUAGUAGAAAACCUCACAUUCUAGACGUAAAUUUUUCUAUCUAGUUUGCUAUUAAAGCUAAACGGAAAAUUUCAGUCUAGGAUAUUCUGUCUAGGAAAAAAUAUCCUAGACGUAAAUUUUCGUCUAAGAUAUCUAAUCAGACUGUUUUAUUAUUUUUUUUAAUUUUUUAAUGAUGCUAGUAUCCUAGGAUGAUGGGUCCCACGAGAGUGCACCCUUCCCCGGGAAACUGAGAGAAAGGUAUCAAGAUGAUAAAACCCCCAGAACUUUUAACCCCCUUCAAACCCUCUCUAAAAACCCCUCUCUAAACUUCUUUUUCUCUCUAAAAAUCCCUCUCACUGUAAGCCCACUUCGUCUUCCCCUCAAAUCUCACGAAAUUUCCCAGUUUUUAAGGGAUUCAGUUCGAGAAUGGACUCCAUGAUUGUAAGCAAGUCUGCGUUCUCGGCUCCGAUUCAGCAUCGCAUCAACAUGGAGUUUCGAGGGCCUCCGUCGCAGCAGAUGGGCACCAUUUUCUACUUCGCCUUCUCCACCCUAGUCUUCUCUCAUAAGGAGAGAUUGGAGAGCAACCUGUCGAGGUUCGCAGUGAUCAUCUGGGUCUUCGUUGUGUUGAUACUACAAACAAGCUACACUGCCAGCCUGACAUCGAUGCUCACCGUGCUGCAGCUGCAGCCAGAAGUCACGGACCUGAGCGAGCUCAUCAAGAAUGGCAAGUAUAUCGGAUACCACCAUGGGUCCUUCGUCGCUGAGCUCCUGAAGCAGCAGCUCAACUUCGAGGGGAACAAGCUCAAGAACUACAGCAGCCUUGAUGAGUACGCUGAGGCUCUCGCUCGCGGCAGCAAGAACGGAGGAGUGGCAGCAAUCUUCGAUGAGAUACCGUACCUUAAGCUGUUCCUGUCGGAGAAUUGUCAGGAUUAUACGAUGGUGGGCAGGACUUACAAGACCGACGGGUUUGGAUUUGUUUUUCCGAGAGGCUCCCCUCUUGUAUCAGACGUCUCAAGAGCCAUACUCAAUGUAACCGAAGGCGAUAUCAUGGCCGAAAUUGAGAAAAAAUGGUUCGGCAACCAAACCACCUGCCCCUCCGACACGAGCAGCGACCACACCUCCAGCAAACUCAACUUCCAAAGCUUCAGCGGCCUCUUCCUCAUCACCGGGUGCGUCUCCUCCCUCGCUCUCCUCAUCUUCCUAGUCACUUUCCUGUACAGAGAAUGGGGUGGGCUCAAGAUCACCGCGUCUCAGAUUUCCCUAUCGACGAAAAUCAAAGAAUGGGCUCGGUACUAUGAUACUAAAGAUCUCAGUUCUCACACUUUCAAGGAUUACGCCGCCAGUAUUAACGAUGGAAGCUCGAUUAACGACAAUAAUAUUGUCGGAGAUGCUGCAGCGACCACGCCUAAUGUAGGUUCACAGAGUCCGGUUAGCGUGAAUCUUUCUGACCUCAACUUUGGUUCGCCGGGUGAAGGGAUCAGGUCGUUUAGAGAGGGGUGAGGAGGUGAUCGGCCAAGCUGAAGAAGAUGAGGAUGCUGAAGGAAUGGUCGAAAUCAGCCUUCAAGGUUGAUUUGCAGACAAAAAAAAAAAUCUCUUCAAAAAAAGGUUAACUACGUGAGGCUUUUGGGUGAACUACGUGAGGCUUGAUUCCUUAGGCAAGAGGACACGUAGGCAGUUAUUUUUAUGCAGCCAGUUUAAUGAGUUGAUACCGACAUGUUUCAGUGUCCUUUGGAGGCCAUUUGGGUGAACUACGUGAGGCUUGAUUCCUUAGGCAAGAGGACACGUAGGCAGUUAUUUUUAUGCAGCCAGUUUAAUGAGUUGAUACCGACAUGGUAGAGAUUGUUCGCAUUCUCAUCUGAUUUCCAACUUAUUAUGGAUUGAGUCUGUUGUAGUGGAUUGAUUCCACUUCGUCAUGGACGCAACAAGUGAGACGUUUGAUUAGUGUUGGUGUCGGCUCAGUUUUGAAAAAACUUUGCCGAUGUAGAAAGUUGUAGAAACGACGGUGUUAAAGUUCAGGAAAUUUGACGAAGGAAAUAGUUUGGAGGUUUCCCAGUCGACCGUGGUAACAUGUGCGGUCGACCGGAAAGGUGCACGAGUACAGGGUAGUUUCUGGAUUUCUGUCUGGUCGACCGUGAAGACUUUGACGGUCGACCAUGGACCCUGUAAUAGAUUUUUUGGGUUCUGUCAUUCUGUCCGGUCAACUGUGAUGGUUUCGGCAGUCGACUGCCAGUCGGGUUUGGGCCUGGCUUCGUUUCCUGUUCUGAUUUAUUUUGUGUUUUGAUAUAUAUUAAAACAUGUUUUUUAGGGUUUUCUUAAAACAAAAAGAGAGACUUUUGAGUCGAGUGAUUGAGAGUUUUGGUGGGAGAUUUGAGAGCUUUGUUUGAGAGAUUAAUUUGUGAGUUUUGAGUGAAUUUGUAAUCUCCAUUUGUACUCUCUCUAAUAGUAAAAUCCAUCUCCUCCUUGCCCCGUGGGCGUAGACACAUUAUCAAACCACGUAAAAUUUAUGUCUUGCAUUGUUUGGUUCUUGUUUUACCUAUUGGUUGUAAUUUUAUCUCAGUUUGGCUGUGU
Messenger RNA from Asparagus officinalis (garden asparagus), 2979 nucleotides. RefSeq names its product glutamate receptor 2.8-like. Gene Ontology annotation, molecular function: signaling receptor activity; ligand-gated monoatomic ion channel activity. Bases 838 to 1911 code for a protein of 357 amino acids. NCBI's taxonomy places the organism in Eukaryota, Viridiplantae, Streptophyta, Magnoliopsida, Asparagales, Asparagaceae. The transcript has 7 exons. The record is from RefSeq and is a predicted model, not a curated record. Gene Ontology annotation, cellular component: plasma membrane.